Messenger RNA from Gorilla gorilla gorilla (western lowland gorilla), 3431 nucleotides. It is a transcript of the gene OTX2, whose product is annotated as orthodenticle homeobox 2. Gene Ontology annotation, biological process: regulation of transcription by RNA polymerase II; multicellular organism development. Lineage: Eukaryota; Metazoa; Chordata; Mammalia; Primates; Hominidae. The record is from RefSeq and is a predicted model, not a curated record. The coding region runs from base 1083 to 1952 and encodes 289 amino acids. The transcript is spliced from 4 exons. Gene Ontology annotation, cellular component: nucleus. Gene Ontology annotation, molecular function: RNA polymerase II cis-regulatory region sequence-specific DNA binding; DNA-binding transcription factor activity, RNA polymerase II-specific.
UCAGCUGUUCUCUGGCGGGGAGAGGCAGGGCCCGCCCGCGCGCUCGCGCACCCCCUUCCCAGGCUCCAGGACAAUGAGGUGUCGUGGCUCGGGGCCGGGCGGGGGCCAAGGGGUUCGCCGAGGCCCAGCCUGUGCCAUGGAUCGGCCCAGUGAGAACCAUCCGAAGGUCCCUGCCAGCGCCGGGCGCGGGCGACGGGUCGCUCUGCAAACUCCCAAGAAGUCUUCGCGUUCAAGUGACUCUUGAAAUCGAUGCCCGACUUCGGGACAUAUUUUUGGAAACCCAAGUCCCCUGUCAGGAUUCCACCGAGUGGGCUUUUGCUUCCUUCACAGAUAGAACUGGUGCGCGGGGAGCGAAGGCCGAGCGGCGCUGACCCUGCGGUGGUGGAUUGCUUGGGGAGGGGACCGGGAAGUCGCUCCUAGAAAUUCUCCCCUCCAUCCUAGAGCUUCGGGGUCAGAAUUUCUCCUGCUCAGCUCGGGACUUUUUACAGGCACCAAAAGUUAUUAGCAACAGAGGGUAGUAGGAGAGGGAACUCCUCCCCCCAGAGUAAGGUAGACACCCAGACCUCAGCGCUAACACCGGGGCUUUCUCCCAACGAUAAUUAAUAGUCAAGGCCAACCCUUUUGGCACGUUUCUUCCUCCCUCCCUCGCGGGUGGCAGAGUUAUCUGAUUCCCCGAGGCCAGAAACUUUCACUCGAGUUCGCCGGAGAGAGGCCAGCGCCGGCCGUUUUCCGCGGUGCCCACACGUCUCCUUUUUCUUUCUUUCCUCCUCUUCGUCGUCUUCCCAGCCGCAGGCCAGUCGCCAGUCCGCGUAGUUUUGUUUCCUUUCCAUCAUGCAGAAAAUUAAUCAGCCCGGACGAGAAGCAGAGAGGAGCAUGGCGGCCUGUAAUUAAGGGACGUGUGCCCCUCGGAUUAUCUCGUUAGUUUAUCAAGAAAACAUUUAUUAUAAUUAAUUCUCGGACGAGUUCCACUGCUCCAAACCCACCCACCAAGGACUCUGAACCUGUCCACCCCGGGCGCAUCAAGAUCUUCCAGCUGGGUACCCCCGAUUUGGGCCGACUUUGCACCUCCAAACAACCUUAGCAUGAUGUCUUAUCUUAAGCAACCGCCUUACGCAGUCAAUGGGUUGAGUCUGACCACUUCGGGUAUGGACUUGCUGCACCCCUCCGUGGGCUACCCGGCCACCCCCCGGAAACAGCGCCGGGAGAGGACGACGUUCACUCGGGCGCAGCUAGAUGUGCUGGAAGCACUGUUUGCCAAGACCCGGUACCCAGACAUCUUCAUGCGAGAGGAGGUGGCACUGAAAAUCAACUUGCCCGAGUCGAGGGUGCAGGUAUGGUUUAAGAAUCGAAGAGCUAAAUGCCGCCAACAACAGCAACAACAGCAGAAUGGAGGUCAAAACAAAGUGAGACCUGCCAAAAAGAAGACAUCUCCAGCUCGGGAAGUGAGUUCAGAGAGUGGAACAAGUGGCCAAUUCACUCCCCCCUCUAGCACCUCAGUCCCGACCAUUGCCAGCAGCAGUGCUCCUGUGUCUAUCUGGAGCCCAGCUUCCAUCUCCCCACUGUCAGAUCCCUUGUCCACCUCCUCUUCCUGCAUGCAGAGGUCCUAUCCCAUGACCUAUACUCAGGCUUCAGGUUAUAGUCAAGGAUAUGCUGGCUCAACUUCCUACUUUGGGGGCAUGGACUGUGGAUCAUAUUUGACCCCUAUGCAUCACCAGCUUCCCGGACCAGGGGCCACACUCAGUCCCAUGGGUACCAAUGCAGUCACCAGCCAUCUCAAUCAGUCCCCAGCUUCUCUUUCCACCCAGGGAUAUGGAGCUUCAAGCUUGGGUUUUAACUCAACCACUGAUUGCUUGGAUUAUAAGGACCAAACUGCCUCCUGGAAGCUUAACUUCAAUGCUGACUGCUUGGAUUAUAAAGAUCAGACAUCCUCGUGGAAAUUCCAGGUUUUGUGAAGACCUGUAGAACCUCUUUUUGUGGGUGAUUUUUAAAUAUACUGGGCUGGACAUUCCAGUUUUAGCCAGGCAUUGGUUAAAAGAGUUAGAUGGGAUGAUGCUCAGACUCAUCUGAUCAAAGUUCCGAGAGGCAUAGAAGGAAAAACGAAGGGCCUUAGAGGGGCCUACAAACCAGCAACCCGAAAUGGACAAACCAAUCUGCUUAAGAUCCUGUCAUAGUUUUAGAUCAUUGGUUAUCCUGAUUUGCAAAGUGAUCAAAAGCAUUCUAGCCAUGUGCAACCAAACACCACCAAAAAUAAAAUCAAACAAAACUAAGUUGUGAAGGAAGGGAGGGAAGGUCAUAGCCUUCUUAAGCAGAGGUGUUCCAAUGUUUUAGCCAAUCCUUGGUUGAAUCUUAGGAAUGAACAGUGUCUCAAGCUCAUUCACGUUUCAUGACCAACUGGUAGUUGGCACUGAAAAAACUUUUCAGGGCUGUGUGAAUUGUGUGACUGAUUGUCCUAGAUGCACUACUUUAUUUAAAAAAUAAUGUUCAUAAGGAGUCAAUAUGUAGUUUAAGAGACAAUCAGUGUGUGUCUUAUAAAUGGUACAUCUGUGGUUUUUAAUCUGUGCUAGACUUCAAAACUGUGAUCUCCUGUUAUUGUAUGCAACCUUGAACUCCACCUCUGCAGGGGUUCUUCUGUGAUUAAAUAGGUUAUAAUUAUAAGCAAAAUUCAGAGCAACUGAGUACUGAUCUAAAAAGAUUACCUUUGGCUGGAGGUGAGCUGCACUGAAACUUUACGACAAAAUGUCUCUGGACAAGGAGAGUCAGAGAAGAGAAGCAAAAGGACACUAAUUCAUCUGUAAUUUACUGUUGGUAAGCCUAGCAGUAAAGAGACAUUGGUCAAUUGCUCUGACCCUGAUGAAUCAUUAAACUGAGAUCAUUGUCGUUUAUGCUUGCAGAUGUUAACUGGAAAAGUUAUAUAUGCAUAAACCUUUUCUUCCUGGAUUUGGCAGAUAUGUAUAAUUAUAUUAAAAUGGUUCUAGCACAACAUUGGGUCCAGUUUAAUUUUACACCACUAUUUAUGAAUAAGAAGCCUACAUUCAGCCUUUCCUCCCCAAAACACGUUUUUCUUAGGACAGAGAGUAAAUUAGCAAACUUAUUUUUCCUUUUUUUUUUUUUUUUUUUUUUUUUUGCUAAUCUACGCAUAAAAUAGAUAUGAAUGACAGUGGUAGGUAGACUUUUUGUGACUUUCAUCAGGAUUGCUCUGAAAUUGAGUUUGGAGAGCCUAACAAUAAGAUCUUGUUUUCUUUGCUUUUCCCUCCCUACUUCAAACCUGAACGAUUUCUUAGGCACUUUAUUAGAAUGUUUUAAAAUAUAUCAAGUUUUUAAGAGGAAGGAGGAGAAUUGGAGUAUCUCUGAAAACAUGAGAAUGACAAGAAUUUCUUGUUUCUAUUCUCUUAUUUGGUUAAGGGGAUUUUUUUUUUUUAACUUCCAAAAAC